AUGUCGAGCCUAAAAUCCAAGAAGAAUAAGCGAACCCGCACCCAGAGGUAUACCUCCAAUGUAUUUGCAAUGUUUAACCAGGCGCAAAUACAGGAAUUCAAAGAAGCAUUUAACAUGAUAGAUCAAAACAGAGAUGGUUAUAUUGAUCGAGAUGAUUUGAUAGAAAUGUAUACUUCAUUGGGCAAGGACCCUACAGAGGAUUCCAUGGACGCUAUGAUUAGUCAAGCACCAGGACCUAUUAAUUUUACCAUGUUUCUUACGUUAUUCGGUGAGAAAUUGAACGGUACCGAUCCUGAAGAUGUUAUAAAGAACGCUUUCGCUUGUUUUGAUGAGAAGAACACUGGGUUUAUUAGUGAAGAAUAUCUGAAGGAAUGCAUGAUGACAAUGGGAGAUAGAUGGAGUGAAGAUAUGGUGGAUGAAUUAUUUAACUGCUCUCCAAUUAUGGAGGGUAAAUUUGACUAUUUAGCAUUCACCAGAACUAUUAAACAUGGUUCGAAAGAAAAAGAUGACGAGGAUUCGAACCCACCUCCACAACAACCUCAACCCCAACCAUCUACGUCAUGAUCGCUUAGUGUACAUUAUUCUGAAAGAGACCAAAAGAGACGUGCGUGGAACAUAUCUUAAUCCUAUAUUUUAACUUUUUUGAUCAGAUGAGAAACAAUUUUAGCUUCACAACUAGUCAAGCCUAUUUCAACGAUUUCACUCUAUUCUGCUUAUCGCUAGCUAUUUAUUCUGCGGUUCUUUCUUUUGUUCUUGGAGGCAAAAAUUAUAACCUGUGGAACAGAGAAGUCGUUAAGUACAAUCUCUAAAGUAUACUUUUUUGUUUACAUGAUAAGUUGUUUUUCAAACAAGUUUUAUUUCCCGUUGGUUUUUAUCCGAAUCAAAUGUAUAAUGCAGUUAGGUUAUUUUGACAUACAAAAAUGCGGGAAAUUAUCGUCUGUGUAACGUAUGAUCAGUUGUGAUAAUGCCGUCUAAAUUGUAUGUAUUAUUGUUCUAACGUUUUCAUAUAUCAUGUGAUAAUUCAGUUUGUCUUGCAGUAAUUGUGUAAAAUGUUUUAUGAUGACAGUCGAACAUUGUGAAAGAUAACAUAUAUUUAACGUGGCGUAGAGACAGAUAUCUGACACAUUCACGUCACUCGGCAACCAAUCAGAGACAAGAUUUUAUCAUUUUUAUUCUGUAAGUAUAUAAUAUUGUAAUAAAUAUUU
Molecule: messenger RNA, 1205 nt
Organism: Lottia gigantea (owl limpet)
Lineage: Eukaryota; Metazoa; Mollusca; Gastropoda; Lottiidae
Exons: 1
Coding region: 1-564 (187 amino acids)
Cellular component (GO): cytoplasm; myosin II complex
Molecular function (GO): myosin heavy chain binding; calcium ion binding
Source: RefSeq, a predicted model, not a curated record